Molecule: messenger RNA, 706 nt
Organism: Megalobrama amblycephala (Wuchang bream)
Lineage: Eukaryota; Metazoa; Chordata; Actinopteri; Cypriniformes; Xenocyprididae
Product: beta-microseminoprotein J1-like
Exons: 4
Coding region: 159-533 (124 amino acids)
Source: RefSeq, a predicted model, not a curated record
GCUCAUCACACGUACACUGAAGACAUGAAACGCAUUUUGCUGCACAAAAGUGCAAAGAUCUUGUUAAAGUCAGUAAUCAAACAAAUUGAUCAUGUGCUCAUGUGGUUUGGCCAGAUGUUCCGCCCUCUUCUGUUUUGUUUAAAAAGACCCAAUGUGCUAUGACUGCAUUUCAUCGGACCAUCAUCUGGGCUAAACGUACAAAAAUGACAUCUUUGGCUCUGGUUUUGGUAUUUUGUGCCUUUGUCUCUUUAAGCGAUUCUGCCUGUUUCCAUGAACUUCUAAAACCAGGGGCAAAAUAUUGUACAGAUGGCUAUGAUAAAUCCCGGCAUCCAAUAGGAAGUACUUGGACAAACGACAGAUGCACCAGAUGCACGUGCUCCUCCAGCAUGAUGGACUGCUGCGACACGAUGGGUAGAGCGAUUAUCAAGACUGAAGGGUGCAUUGUGAAUUAUGAUUACAGCACAUGCACAUUUAAAGUGUUUCAUCCAGAAGAUCCCACCUUUAGGUGUUCCUAUGGUGCUGUUGGAAAAUAAUUUCCAAUGAUUGAAAAUACAAAUCAGUGAUGUGUAUGUAUUUUGACUAAAAUCAAUAUAAACUGCUUUUGGAUCCAAACUGGACUACCAAUUGUAAUUAAUUACACAACUAAAAAAGGUUAAAUCUUGUUAACCAAAAGGUCUGGCAUUCAAGGCUUUCCUUCUUACUUUUA